AUGGACGCAGAGCAAAUUAGAAAUCAAUAUAGUUCUGUUAGUUUAGAUGAUAUUGUAAAGCAAGAUAGAAAAGAAAAGAAAAGAGGUAGAGGUUUCACCAAAAAUAAUAACAGCAACAAUAAUAAUAAUAAUAAUAAUAAUAAUGGCAAUGGGUCACCAAAAACCGAAUCACCAAAAUUAAAUGUAUUGGAGUCUUCACUAGAUGAUAUUGUUAAAUCAAAUCAACCAGGAAAAAAACCAUAUAUUAAAAAAACACAAAACUAUAACAAUAAUAAUCAACAAAACCUUAAGGUCACAUUUAAGAAUAAUAUGAAUAACAAUAAUAGACCAGGAUAUCAACAACAGGAACAAUAUCCAAUGAAUGGCGGCCGUAUGCAAUUCAAUAAUAAAGGUUUAUUCAAUAGAAAUAAUAAUAUGAAUAACAGACAAUUCUCACCACCACAACACAGAGGAAAAUUUGUAAAUCAUCGUAAUAACAACAAAUUAAAGAAUAUACCAAGAACUAGAAUUACAGAUUCAAUUGACCAUACAUUUUUCGAUCCACGUGGUAUUAGAGAUUAUAGUAACGUAAAAAAACCAACAACAGCAAGUAUGAAUAAACCGCAACAAGAAUCAGAAGACGUUGACGAGCCAGAAUAUGACGAACACGGAAACGAAUUAAGCUAUAGUGUUAAAGUUGUAAACUUACCAAAAACCGUUAUUCAAAGUGAUAUUGCCUAUAUCUUUGGUGUUAUUGGCGCUCUCAAGGACUUUGAACUUGAUAACGAAAAAUGUGAAGCAACCGUUAUCUUUAAAAAGAAGGCCCAUGCUUUAGCCUCAAUCGAAAGAUAUAACGCUGUUGAAUUAGAUAAUUCUUUAUUAAUUCUUUACGAAAUCGACAAACCAUUAACCAAAAAUCAAAUUGAUGAAAAAAUUGCAAAUGCAACCUUAAAAAAAGAACAACAACAACAACAAGAUGAAGCAGAUGUUGGAGAUUUGGAGGAACAAUAUGACGGAUUAGACGGGGAAAUGGAAGAAUAA
Molecule: messenger RNA, 1020 nt
Organism: Dictyostelium purpureum
Lineage: Eukaryota; Evosea; Eumycetozoa; Dictyosteliales; Dictyosteliaceae
Exons: 1
Coding region: 1-1020 (339 amino acids)
Biological process (GO): mRNA export from nucleus
Cellular component (GO): nucleus
Molecular function (GO): mRNA binding
Source: RefSeq, a predicted model, not a curated record